UCGCAUUUCCCACCUCUAGACCAGCUGUUUUGGCGGCAACGAGUUUUGGCCUGAAAGGGAAGAAUGUUUAUUUAAAUAAAACGCAGUUUAAACAACGGCUCAAGAAUGACGCGGGAAAGCGCUGUGCAUGAGGAGCUGAAAAAGCACUUCGGCCACUCGAAAUUCAAAUCGGAGCUUCAGGAAAAUGCCGUUAAGUGUGCUGUCAAAAAAAAGCAGGAUGUGUAUGUGUCGAUGCCCACGGGCUCGGGUAAAUCCCUGUGCUUCCAGUUGCCCGGCUUGAUGUCCGAGAACAAAAUAACCAUUGUUUUCCCCCUAUUGGCUUUAAUCAAGGAUCAAAUUGAUCAUUUGACCAAGUUAAAGGUGCCAGCCGAUUCCUUGAACUCCAAGAUGACCACCAAGGAAAGAGAUCGUGUUAUAAUGGAUCUGCGGGCCGUCAAGACAAACCUAAAGUUUCUAUACAUUACCCCGGAGCAGGCGGCUACCAAGUUUUUCCAGGAGCUGUUACAAACGCUUCAUAAACACAAAAAACUUGCAUACUUUGCGGUGGACGAAGCCCAUUGUGUUAGCCAAUGGGGUCACGAUUUUAGGCCGGAUUACCUGAAACUGGGGGAGUUGCGUGCCAAAUAUCCAGACAUCACCUGGUUGGCCCUGACAGCCACAGCUUCGAGGGAAGUCAAGGAGGAUAUAUACAAGCAGUUGCGCCUUCACCAGCCAGUGGCGCAAUUUAGCACACCCAGCUUCAGAAAGAACCUCUUUUACGACAUUGUGUACAAGAACUCCAUUGAAGACGACUUCAAGCAUUUGGCAGACUUCGCCCAACAUUGUUUGGGCGAUCCCAAGGAGUUCAAGGAGAAACCCAAGCCGCAAAGAGGUUGCGGAAUUGUCUAUUGCCGAACCCGCGAGCAAGUGGAGCGCAUGGCAAUCGGAGUUACGAAACAGGGAAUCGGAGCAGUGGCCUACCAUGCUGGCCUGAAAACAGGCGAACGCACUGAGGUCCAGGAAGCCUGGAUGCGAGGCGAUCAGCCGAUUAUAUGCGCCACCAACAGCUUUGGCAUGGGAGUGGAUAAGCCGAGUGUGCGAUUCGUUAUCCACUGGGAUGUUCCGCAAAAUGUGGCUGCCUACUAUCAGGAAUCUGGUCGCGCUGGCCGCGACGGUUUGCAGUCCUAUUGUAGAUUAUAUUACGCCCGAGAAGAUGUCAAAAGUAUAAGAUUCCUGCUCCAAAACGACGCAAAUCGCGCCAGGGGUCGUGGCGAUAAGGAGCUGCUCACAGAGAGGGCUAUAAAACAGUUUGAAAAGAUCACUGAGUUCUGCGAACGGACAACCUGCAGGCAUAAACUCUUCUCAGAUUUUUUUGGAGAUCCCACCCCAAAUUGUAAUGGUCAAUGUGAUGUCUGCAAGCGUCCCAAGAAAGUGGAGAAGGCGCUGGAAAUGUUUCAUCGCUUGUGCAUGGAUGACACUUUCAAGUCGCACAUUUCACUGCAGACUGACUGUUCAGAUCUAUACGAAGGUGGUCGCCCUGGCCAAAAACGUGCUGCCCAGGACUAUGCAGCUGGUGAUUCCGGUUCAGAUGACGAUUCUGGCAAUAGUCACUCCGCCAUGGCCAAGAAAGCCAAAAGGGAAUCAGAGGAUUUCAUUAAACAACAGUUUAAGCUGCGUAAACAAAUCAGCGCAGCUCGGCAGCUUGAACAGGAAACCGCAACGCAAAUAUCUCGCAUUCGUCAGGCAGAAGCCACUGAAAAGAAAAUCGCAGGACUUCAGUCCACUCACCGGGAAAAGUAUCUCACUGCCAUCAUUGAUGCCUUGAAAGACAACGUAGAGAAGUGCAAAGAUGACCCAGAGCAGUGCCCGAAAAGCGUGCUAAAAUACAAUGAUUACGAAGCUAUGGCAGUGGAUAUGGAGUAUGAAGUGUUUCGCCAAAAUAAAGUAGCCAACAUGUACCGGCAUGCCUUAGUUAAACAGAUUUCAACUAUUAAACAACUUACAGGAAAGACGCAAUUGAUGCCGCUUUUAAUGGAUUAUAUUCCCAAGCCAGAAACGAGUGCAAAAGGCGCCUGGACGGGGGGAAGUGUGGCCUACUUUGAAAGGAAGCUGAAAGAGCUGGAAGAGCAGAGACCCCAAAGUCUCAAGGAGGUGCCAAAAACCUUGAAAGAAAGGAAAGGAUUCAAACAGGAUAGCAGUAAGCAGACUUCGAUUUCCUCUUUUUUUAAGAAAGAGAUAAAAGAAGAACCGUCCGAUUCAUCAAAUGAUGGAGAAGGAGUAGCCAUUAAAAAAGAACCCGAAGAAAUUCAAAUGGAUGUAGAAGAUAAAGACACUGACAAGACUUCUUCCAACCACGUUAAAGAUGAACCCAUGGACCAAGAAAGUUCUGAUCCUGCAAGUGAACUCGAAAGUCAACCUGACAGCAUAAUUGGCGAAAGAAAAUUCAAAUUGAUGUCGAACGGCGAUGGCAGCUACGACACGCAUCGCAGGAAAAGAGUUUCUCAUCAAAAUCAACCCAAAGAAAAGGAACCCAAAAAGUCUACGGUUAGCAUGCAACAUCUUUUUGGAUCUUUUAAAAGCGAAUCUGAAGAGGAGUUUGAGCAACCUUCAAUUGGUUUCAAAACUGCUCGACAAAUGCUGGAGGAAAGAAAAGAAAAAUUGGGCAGCUCAACUGAAACAAUUAAAGAGGAAAAGGAGGAAAAGACAGAAAAUAAAGAUAUAGGCUUUAUUUCAGCAAGAGAAAUGUUGGAGAGAAAUAAACUUGAAGACGAGAAAAGGAGAGAAAAAGCAAAUAGAAAACCUGAAACACUAGGCUUCAUUUCCGCUAGAGAAAUGUUGGAAAAAAACAAACUUAAGGAAAAAAGUUUGAGUAAAGCAGAUGUUAAGGAAAAUAAUUUAGAAAGUAAAGCAGCAAAGGAAUAUGACAAAAAUAAAUCUGAGAAAAAGGAUGACCGUGACAGGAAAUCUCACAAAGAAGUGUCAAAAGUAUCAAGAUCUGAUAAGGAUAAAGUUAAGGAUGUAAAACAUAGUUCGGGUGAGCGCAAAGAUUCAGAAAGGCAUCUAAAAGAUAUAUCAUCCAGGAGUAGAGACUCUAAAGAGGUAGGAUCAGAACAGAAAAAAGAGAAAGAUAAAGACUCGUCUCAGCAGAAUAAAGAUUCUAGUGAAUCCGAUUCAAAAAGAAGUUCGCUGAAGGACACAAAGCCGGAAAAAAACCAACAAAAGAACGAUGUCAGCAAAAAUGUGGUUCAGUGGCUCAAUCCCUACUAUAAACGAAAAAUUGCCACCAAGGAACUUUUCAAAGCUCUGGCCAAAUUGCUCACUCAGCGUAUUUGUGACGGAAGUUUGGGUGACGGCGACGCUGGAAAAUGCUACAUCAAGGAGACCUUCCAUGGCCUGCAGAUGAUCAACAACGAUCAGGACAUUGAAAAAUACUUCAUCAAAUCAAAGUGACUUCAAAGAAUUCUAUCUGCCAACUUCAUUAUUUCAUCACAACGAAUUGUUUCGCCUUGUUAACAGUUAAUGAAUCUUUUUUUUCGUUAUUGUUUCGACUUGUAUAUAAUAAGAGCCCAAAUUAUUAUAACUCAUGAAAAACCACCAUAUUUUUUCACUCGGACUGUUUCAAAAGUAAAUAGAAUGUUAGCCUUUUGUUUCGUGAAAAUA
Molecule: messenger RNA, 3639 nt
Organism: Drosophila ficusphila
Lineage: Eukaryota; Metazoa; Arthropoda; Insecta; Diptera; Drosophilidae
Gene: RecQ5
Product: ATP-dependent DNA helicase Q5
Biological process (GO): double-strand break repair via homologous recombination
Cellular component (GO): chromosome; cytoplasm
Molecular function (GO): nucleic acid binding; 3'-5' DNA helicase activity; ATP binding
Source: RefSeq, a predicted model, not a curated record